Molecule: messenger RNA, 2204 nt
Organism: Pseudomassariella vexata
Lineage: Eukaryota; Fungi; Ascomycota; Sordariomycetes; Amphisphaeriales; Pseudomassariaceae
Product: NACHT domain-containing protein
Exons: 2
Coding region: 85-1842 (585 amino acids)
Source: RefSeq, a predicted model, not a curated record
CCCUCAGCCUUACGCUUUCAUUUCGUGAGGUUAACAACUCUUAACCCGAUUUUGCCAUCUGUUCACCAACCAGACGGCCACACUAUGGAUGGCAGAUCCAAACGACGCCGGUCUAACGAAGGCUCUACGGACCUCAUGUUCAGGGACCGAUCUGAAAAGCGACAGGCAACAGCAACUCUGGAUUCUGCCAUCGGGCUUCAUGGGCCUGCUGUGCAAGCGGAAUUUCAUGGAGAGGGCCUACAAGCUGUCCAUAAUUCAAACAUCUCUAUCGGAGGAGACGUGAAUUAUGGAGUAUCACGCAGCCAAUGUCUCCCCGACUUACGAUCCACUUACCCACCCCACGAUAAAAAGCGUAUUGUGCAAGCAAAAGGUGGCCUGCUAGAAGGCUCGUAUCGCUGGAUUCUCCAACAUGCCGAUUUCGUCCGAUGGCGAAACGAUCCACAAAGUCACCUGCUCUGGAUUAAGGGCGAUCCGGGGAAGGGGAAAACGAUGCUGCUCUGUGGCAUUAUUGAAGAGUUGGAGAAAGAGCUCAAGUUGAAUACCGAAGCCAAGAUUAUCUCUUUCUUCUUCUGCCAGGCUACCGACUCGCGGAUUAAUAACGCCACCGCUGUGUUACGCGGCCUUAUCUACCAGCUCGUCGAACAGCAGGAGUCGCUGAUCUCGCACGUACGGAAGAAGUACGAUUCCGCGGGACGACAACUGUUUGAGGAUCCAAACGCAAGGGUAGCCCUGUCUGAGAUCCUUUCUAAUAUCCUGCAAGACCCGGAUCUACAGAGCACUUACUUGAUUAUCGACGCACUCGACGAAUGCGAGACGCAUUUGUCGCAGCUCCUAAACCUAAUCAGGGACACAUCCUCUUUGUCUCGCGUUAAGUGGAUUUUGUCUAGCCGCAACAGGCCUGAUAUCGAUAAAGAAUUAGGUCCUACGGGGUCUAGAGCGAGACUAAGCUUAGAGCUGAAGGAGAAUGCAGAGCAGGUGUCCCGCGCUGUCGAGAUAUACAUAAGCUAUUGCAUUUCGAAGCUAGAAGCAGUCCAGUACGACCAGUCGCUCCAGGAUCAAGUUCGCCAUAUAAUGCGACGUAAGGCCAAUGGAACAUUUCUAUGGGUAGCUCUCGUCGUCGAAGAACUUCGAAAAGUAGAGAGCUGGGAUGUAUUAGCUGUUUUGGACGAAAUGCCGCUCGGCUUAGAAGAGUUGUACCGUCGGAUGAUACAACAAAUUCAACAGCUAGAGCGUAAACAACCUGACUUUUGUCGGAGUGUUCUCUCAACGGUUGUUACUACCUACCGCCCGCUUCACUUAGGAGAAUUAGCUGUUCUAUCUGACUUACCUCAAAACGUAUCGAUAGCGAAAAUCACAGAUAUGUGCGGGUCCUUCCUCACAAGACGAGAUGAUAUCGUCUAUAUCGUACAUCAAUCGGCCAGGGAUUUCUUAUCUACGGACAAAUCCCUCUUUCCCUCUAGUAUGCGAGAGAAACAUAGCUUGAUCUUCUCGAGGUCUCUGCAGGUUAUGUCUAGUAUACUCCGUCGAAAUUUAUUCGACUCACCAGAUCUCGGAUGUCGUAUCGAACAGAUCCAGACGCCUAUACCCGAUCCAUUAGUUACUGCACGCUAUUCCUGUAUUUACUGGGCUGAUCAUCUCCGCGAUAUAAACGAAAUACACACCGAGAGCGGUGCUGAGCUCUCCAAGUUUCUACGUGAGAAGUAUCUCUACUGGCUUGAAGCUCUUAGUCUAUUGAAAAGUCUAUCGGAAGGUGUGGUUUCGAUAAUAAAGCUUGAGGCUUUCGUUCGAGUAGGUUUGAGGUUACCUCAACUUUCGUCUCCGAAAAUUCUUAACAUUUUUUAGCAGAAACUAGUCGACUCUGCUCUUGCCGACCUAGUCUACGAUGCAUACCGAUUCAUUCUCCAAAAUAAAUGGAUUAUCGAGAACACUCCUCUCCAGGUAUAUGUAUCAGCACUCGUUUUCAGCCCUGCCCGCAGUUUGAUACGGCAACACUUUAGGAAAGAACAGCCAGACUGGGUUACAGUGAAGCCAACUCUAGAACUAGAUUGGAGUGCAUGCCUGCAGACGCUCGAGGGCCAUAGCCACCUCGUCGGUUCGGUGGCCUUCUCGCCCGACGGCCGCCGGCUGGCCUCGGCCUCGUACGACCGGACCGUCAAGCUCUGGGACGCGAGCAGCGGCGCCUGCCUGCAGACGCUCGAGGGCCA